Messenger RNA from Equus quagga, 1865 nucleotides. RefSeq lists its product as uncharacterized. NCBI's taxonomy places the organism in Eukaryota, Metazoa, Chordata, Mammalia, Perissodactyla, Equidae. The transcript has 4 exons. The record is from RefSeq and is a predicted model, not a curated record. Bases 1 to 1005 code for a protein of 334 amino acids.
AUGUCCCAAGAAAGCCAAGACCAUGUCGGCUUCAAUAGAGCAAUGAUGGAACUUGAAGCUGUUGACUUGGGCCUGUUAACUGUAAUACUCUGGUCCCAAGAUAAUUUUAUUCUGUACUCAUGGGACAUCCUGGAUCUCCAGAGAAUUCCCCAAAUUAACACUCCCAUUAGUCCAGGCGGGGGCCCAAAGCCCCCCGCUGGGCCCGGGCGAGGAUGGGCGGGCAGGAGGCGGAGCGCAGCGCGGCGCUGCGCUGGGCGGCGGGAAAGGGGCGGGGAGGACAGCUCAGGCUUAAGCGGGCAGAGGGACGGUGGCAGAACCUGCGGGCUAGGUGGGAGGCUCACCCACAGGGAGGAAGGGAAGCGAGGACCGCCGCUGCUGAGGAGCGAGGAGACGCUUGGAGUCCAGGGGUCAGGCCGCUGCCACCUCCUCCUGCAGCGGAGACAGCACAGCCAGCGGGCGCACUGGCCGCAACGGCAACCCUCCGCGCAGGUGGGCACCCCCGAGCGCGGCGCUCUGCCCCUUCUCGGACCGCCGCGGGCCGGAUGCCCUCCUUUCCAGGCCACUGAGUUCGGGGGCGAGGGCUGGGCAGGUCUGGGGGUAGGAGGAAGGUGCACGGCUCCUUGGUGUGCACGCUUGUGCGCGCGCGCUGUGCUAGGUGGGGAAGAGGUGCGGGAAAGCAGCCUCCCUCAGGAUUUACUCCCUCGGGUCUCGCUGUCCCCACCCCCACUCUCUUCUGACCAGCAGAGCUCUCGAGCGGCUUUAGAGAACUGCGACCCCCUCCCUCGUCCGCAAUCUCGGUGGUGUGUGCACUUCGCCCCCCUCUUCACAAUCCACACCCAGCAACCAUCAGGACGCCCCCUGCUCUGUAGGAACCUUGGGAGAAGAGAGAGUGGUGGCAAGACCAGCCAGGGGAGGAGAAGGAGGAGAGUGGCUCGAGGAGACUUGAUUUUCUUGGAUUUGCUGCCAGUCCUUAAACCAAACCAGGCUUUCGAGGCGCUAAAGUAAAUUACCGGUGGCAGUGUAGAAGCCAAAACGGGAGCUUCCAGAAGUGGUUUCUGAAAAAUAAGAGUGAAUAUACAUGAGUAAGCAAGCACAAGAAUCUGAAAAACCACAGGUAUGUAGAACAAUUAAUCCACCUAUCCGGCUUUGUAAUUAUUGCAUUCCAGUAUCUUGACAUUUGUAUAGACUUUUAUGAAGUGAAAUGUAUUUUGAGGUAUUCUCAAAGAAGAAAACAAGUGUAUUCUAUUUCAGACAAUAUACUUAAAUAAAAAUACUCCAUGCCAUUAUAUUGUAGUACUUUUUACUGUUCUAGAAGAGAAGCAUUGUUUAUCCAUUGUGACCAUGUGGCUUUGCAUUUAGCCAGUUGUUGCUUGAUACUUGCUCUUAAAAACACUUUUCCUGAAACUAUAUAAAACUACCAAUUGUUCUGAAUAAUUUCAUUUGGGACACUGUUAACAAAGGCACCCUCUUGAGCCAGCAUAGCAGUAUCUGAUUUUUACAAAAACUGUGUCUCGCUGUUGACCUGACAUCACUUAUCAGAAUACCUACGCAUUAGGUAUUCUGUUUUUAACCAUAUUGUCAUUUUUCUCCACCUACCUAGCUGCUUUUCCAAGCCAAACAUAUAAGAGGUUCCUUCAUAAUUCACCCACUUGACUGAACAAAUAACAGGUUUAAUAUGGGAUCAAAGACAAUCAAUUUCAUGAAGUUUUUCGUUGUGACACAAUUCAAAAGAUUUUGCCUGUGAUUAUCAUUAAAAUAUAAAGUUUUUCAUAUUAAAGGCCUUUUUCCACAACUAGGUAACAUACUGUUAUGAAUGGUAGAAGAAACCAGACAGGGUAGAAAGUUCAUUUUUUGGAUUUUUAUUU